AUGUGCCACCGAGAGACCAUGAUCAAAAAUGCAGACAUGUCGGAAGAGAUGCAACAGGACUCAGUGGAGUGCGCUAUUCAGGCACUGGAGAAAUAUAACAUAGAGAAGGAUAUUGCAGCUCAUUUUAGGAAGGAAUUUGACAAGAACAAUCCCACCUGGCAUUGUAUCGUGGGGAGGAACUUCGGUAGUUACAUGACACGUGAAAUCAAACACUUCAUCUACUUCUACCUGGGCCAAGUGGCCAUUCUUCUGUUCAAAUCUGGUUAAAA
Gorilla gorilla gorilla (western lowland gorilla) is the source of this 269-nucleotide messenger RNA. RefSeq names its product dynein light chain 1, cytoplasmic-like. The transcript has a single exon. Bases 1 to 267 code for a protein of 88 amino acids. The record is from RefSeq and is a predicted model, not a curated record. Gene Ontology annotation, cellular component: cytoplasmic dynein complex. Gene Ontology annotation, molecular function: dynein intermediate chain binding. NCBI's taxonomy places the organism in Eukaryota, Metazoa, Chordata, Mammalia, Primates, Hominidae. Gene Ontology annotation, biological process: motile cilium assembly; intraciliary retrograde transport.